UAUUACUUCUCUCUCCAUCUCUUUAAGUGUGUAAUACAAGCAAGUAUUUCUCUCACAUAUUCUCUCCUUUCUCACCCAACUUCUCCUUUUUAUUAGUCUUCCCAAGAUCACACUCUCUAAAAACCCUUAAUUACUUUUUCAAACUAAUGGGGAAGCUCCAGAAAAUUGGGAGAGUAUGGGAUUGUUUUUUUCUUCCGACAAAUCAGUGUUCAUGUUUUUGUCUAAACACUCUAGGAGAUGAUGAAGAAGAAGUGUUUGAGAAGAAGCCAUUGAUAGAUUCUUCAGCAGAGAAAUCUGGGAAGGUCAUGAGAUUAAAAGAUGUUGUAGCUGCUGAUCAUCGCCAGACUCUUGCCUUUCAUCUUAAGCCUAAGAUAGUGGAGCUAAAGGUGUCAAUGCAUUGCUACGGAUGUGCGAAGAAAGUCGAGAAGCAUAUUUCUAAAUUAGACGGAGUGACAUGGUACAAAGUGGAGCUAGAGAGCAAGAAGGUGGUGGUGAAGGGGAACAUAAUGCCAGUAGAUGUGUUAGAGAGUAUUUGUAAAGUCAAGAAUGCUCAGCUUUGGUCUUCUUCUUCUUGAAUCACUCUUUCUUUUCACAUGGGCCUUUCAUGUCAAUCUACAUCUUCAUGUCAAUCUAUAUUAUUAUCAUUAUCUAAUUAUGCGUACAUACACAUGCAUGCAUCUAUCUCCUCUAAUAUCUAUCCCUCUUUUUUUUUUUGUUCCAUUCUAUUUUGUAA
Molecule: messenger RNA, 733 nt
Organism: Arabidopsis lyrata subsp. lyrata
Lineage: Eukaryota; Viridiplantae; Streptophyta; Magnoliopsida; Brassicales; Brassicaceae
Product: heavy metal-associated isoprenylated plant protein 8
Exons: 3
Coding region: 147-575 (142 amino acids)
Molecular function (GO): metal ion binding
Source: RefSeq, a predicted model, not a curated record